AUGAAGUUACAAGCUAUUUCUUCCUUGACUACGUUGAUUUCAUUGCUUGGCUGCGUUUCUUGUGUUUGGCUAACACCAGAUAAUUUAACAAAUUUAAAAGAAGUUACCGGUAUCGUGGCUGAUGGGUUAUUAAACUAUUACAAUGGUCGUGAUUAUGGUAAACCUAUUGGUAUGUUCUCAAACCCUUACUAUUGGUGGGAAGCCGGUGGUGCUUGGGGAUCAAUGAUUGAUUUUUGGUUUUAUAUGGAAAAUGAUACUUAUUUAGAUAUGACAAAAGAAGCCUUAUUAGCUCAAGCUGGUGAUAAUUGGGAUUAUGUUCCAUUAAAUCAAUCUACAACUGAAGGUAAUGAUGAUCAAGGGUUUUGGGGGAUUGCUGUAAUGGCUGCUGCUGAAAGAAAAUUCCCUGAUCCUGAUGAUGAUCAACCACAAUGGUUAUAUUUAGCUCAAGCUGUUUUUAAUACAAUGGCUUCAAGAUGGGAUGGUGAUCAUUGUCAUGGUGGUCUUAGAUGGCAAAUUUUCGAAUGGAAUUCAGGUUAUGAUUAUAAAAAUGCUGUUUCUAAUGGUUGUUUAUUUAAUAUUGCUGCAAGAUUAGCAAGAUAUACUGGUAAUGAUUCUUAUGUUGAUUGGGCUGAAAAAGUUCAUGAUUGGAUGGAAGGUACUGGAUUAAUGACCGAAGGUGAUUAUUAUUUCGUUUAUGAUGGUGUUAAUAUUGGUGAUAAUUGUUCCGAACCGGUUAAAUUACAAUGGACUUAUAAUCAAGGUUUAAUGAUGUCUGGUGCUGCUUAUUUAUAUAAUUAUACUGGUAAAGAUAUUUGGUUAAAUAGAACUAUGAGAUAUUUAUCAAGUUCAAGUGUUUUUUUCAAUAAUUCAGUCAUGUAUGAAGUUGCAUGUCAAAAUUCAAAUAAUUGUAAUAAUGAUCAAAGAUCAUUUAAAGCAUUUUUUUCAAGAUUUUUAGGUUUAACUGCUCAAAUGGUUCCAGAAACUUAUGAUCAUAUUUAUGAAUUAUUAGAAGCUUCUGCAAGAGCUGCAUCAAAUUCAUGUUCUGGUGGUUCUGAUGGUAAUACUUGUGGUUUAGAUUGGUCUCAUUCAGGUUGGGAUGGUUAUUACGGAAUGGGUGAACAAAUGGCUGCAUUAGAAGUUAUGCAAAAUUUAAGAAUUCGUGAUAGACCAGCUCCAGUUACAAAUUCAACUGGUGGUACUUCUCAUGGUUCAGGUGCUGCUGGUACAGAAACUUCAAGUACAAAUUUAAGUCCUUUAAGUAUUGAUGGUGGUGAUAAAGCAGGUGCUGCAAUUAUAACGUGUAUUAUUGCAUUUUCAAUCAUUGGUAUUGCAACUUGGUUAUUGAUAUGA
Molecule: messenger RNA, 1350 nt
Organism: Hansenula ciferrii
Lineage: Eukaryota; Fungi; Ascomycota; Saccharomycetes; Phaffomycetales; Wickerhamomycetaceae
Gene: DCW1
Product: putative mannan endo-1,6-alpha-mannosidase
Exons: 1
Coding region: 1-1350 (449 amino acids)
Biological process (GO): fungal-type cell wall biogenesis; budding cell bud growth; carbohydrate catabolic process
Molecular function (GO): mannan endo-1,6-alpha-mannosidase activity
Source: RefSeq, a predicted model, not a curated record